Molecule: messenger RNA, 7735 nt
Organism: Zootermopsis nevadensis
Lineage: Eukaryota; Metazoa; Arthropoda; Insecta; Blattodea; Termopsidae
Gene: Dfd
Product: homeotic protein deformed
Biological process (GO): positive regulation of transcription by RNA polymerase II; anterior/posterior pattern specification
Cellular component (GO): nucleus; nucleoplasm
Molecular function (GO): RNA polymerase II cis-regulatory region sequence-specific DNA binding; DNA-binding transcription factor activity, RNA polymerase II-specific
Source: RefSeq, a predicted model, not a curated record
UGUCGUGAUGUGUGAGUGAGAAAACAGUACAAAGUGACGAGUGGCAUGGCCACGGCCAAACAGAGUGGUUAGUUAGGUGCUUCGUAUGUGCUGCAUCAGUCAAACCUCAAUACGAACCACUGAUAGUAUUACAUCGUGUCGGACGUCGCUUGACUUCGCUAGUGUCUGUCUGCGCUGUUCUCGUAACGUGUUGAAAUGUGUUCGCACCUGCUUUUGAAAUAACACACAUUGACAGUGAUUCAGAAGAUCUACGUCAUCAGCAUCAAAUGAGUCCAUGAUAUCAUCUACUUCUGUGUAUUAUUAUGGAACUAAUUUUGAAUCCGAAUCAUCGGCUACAUGAAGAAUAACCAGAGGAUUGCAAAUUAAAUGUAAACAUGUCUUAAGCGUUGAUGGUUUAAAAGGCGCUGGUUUACAAAAAUAAGCUUGGUGUUAAUAUAAUUGUAAGUAUUACUUGUACUUUUGUGAAGUGAACUUAAAUUUUUGGAUAAUAAUGUGGACUGUUUAAUGUAUAUGAAAUAUUAAUAAUAAUUUCUUUAAAAGAGAUUGAAAGUUGGACAUGGAAGGUAUUUCAGUGUUCACGUGUGUAGGCAUAUAAGUUUUUCGCUUGGACAACGUGGGAGUGUGACUUUGGGAGAGAGUGAAUAUCAAUCAACUGCUUAUGUCAAGAAUGAACAUGUUAUAAUCGUUUAUUUACAUUCUUUUAGAAGUCCCGUAGUAAAUAUAACGCGCUGUUAAUGUUAGGAAGGCACAAGGCAACUCGAUAUGUGUUGUACGAAGACCAGAUGUUUCCCGAGCAUAACCGUCAACGCAAAUGCACAACUUGUACCUAAAACAAAGCUACUAGUUAAAACUUGCGCAGUUUGAAGCCACUACCACCACCAUCACUGCCACUACGUAUCAUAAAAAGUACCCUUAUAAAAAAACACUCUCCCUCACUGCUUUGCACACCAUCCAGUUCUCAACACAACCAGAAUUCAAAAGACAGAGACAGACACUUUAGUUCCAAGUCUCGCCACUCAGUCUGGUGGUGGCGCCAUACUCGUUACAUUGUCGAAGUAGUCGAGGGUAAUCCAUCAUGGUCGGUGACGUUGCAACGUUCUAAUUGGUCGGAGGGCAAGUCACGUGGUAUGCUAAUUGGGUGACUGUGGGCGGGAACUUUUUUUAGUUGUUGUAGACGUAACGUGGAAUAGGAGGAGAGAUUUUCAACCCGAAAGUAGGGGCGGGGGAGGAGAGAAAAAUCAGCUGUAGGGGGGUUUCUCUUUUUGAUGUGUUGUGGGGGAGGGAGAUGAUGAGAAGGUUGGUGUUUUUUAUGGAGGGACGGGAAGAGACAAAGUUUCUCUUCACUGUACUCAAAAUUCCCAAAAAGUAAGGCACGGUGAAUACCCGACCUCCAGAAGCAGUGAAUUGGGAUCGUUCAGGUGAAUAAGCAAUAAAAAAUCGCGAGUGACACUGUAGUAAAGAGUGAAUAAGGGCAUAAGAGAGAGAAGAUACAAAAAAAAUAUAUUUCGUACCCCACCCUUUCCUCUGCGUGUCGCAACGCCAUUUCUCCUCAGUACUUGAAGAGUAACCUCUCCCUCCCUCCACUGCCAUUACCACCUCCACCACCGGGUUCGGGUCCUCCUCAUCGAAAACGAACUGCACUUCGCUGUUAUACGAAGGAAAACCCAAACCCUGAGAAAAAUUAAUGAUCAUGAGUUCGUUUUUGAUGAACCCGUCUUCAGCUGCCGUGGCAACAUCUUUACCAUCAUCGGCAGUAGUGCCGCAUCCGACAUCGGCUACGUCUUCGUCGUCGUCAUCACCCUCGUCCUCAUCACCGUAUCAUCACCACCACCACCACGCGACGGCUGUUGUCGUAGACCCAAAAUUUCCCCCAAGUGAAGAAUAUAGUCAGAGUAACUACAUACCAUCCGCAGCUGGUGAUUUCUUCAGCACUGGACACCAUCACCAUCACCAUCUGACCCACCAUCACCACCAUCACCAGUAUGGCUAUCACCAUCAGCAUCAGGCGACAGGAACACCUUACGGUGCGCCAACAGCAGCGACAGUUCAACUUAAUGGAGGUUCGGGGGUUGCUGGAAGUUACGGCAGUUAUGGAAACUAUUAUCAUCAUCAGAUACCUCCUCCACCGCAUCCUCACCACAACACAGUUCAUCCACAUCAUCACCCAACAGCAGCGAUGCCGUUACCCCCAGAAGCACAACAACCACCGACGAUCCAGCCACCACCGCCGUGUGGGUUACAGACUCAGCAGCAAUCAGCAGCAACAAUUCUUCCAGGACUCAGUGCUAAUAAUGUUUCUCAGGCAACAAAUAUCCUUGCCAGCAAUGGAAACCUAAGCCCGACGUCUGUGGUGGUUGCGUCGCACCAAGACAGUGAAUCGUCCCCACCGUCCGUCGUUCAUCAUCAGUUAAUCCAACAAAGUCAACAACAGCAACAGCUUCCGUUGCAGGAAUUGGUCCAGCAACAACACAGGUUGGACGUCGAGGAGGACCAAGACGAUUUGGAUGACGAUCAGGUGGAACUCGAUCAGGACGACAGUUCGGAGUCUGGGGAUCGUAUCAUAUAUCCGUGGAUGAAGAAGAUCCACGUCGCUGGAGUAGCGAAUGGGUCAUUCCAGCCGGGCAUGGAACCAAAGCGCCAGAGGACAGCAUAUACCAGGCAUCAGAUACUGGAACUGGAGAAAGAGUUCCACUACAACAGAUACCUGACCAGAAGACGAAGGAUCGAGAUCGCGCACACCCUGGUUCUGUCCGAACGACAGAUUAAAAUUUGGUUCCAGAACAGACGUAUGAAGUGGAAGAAAGAUAACAAGCUACCCAAUACGAAGAACGUUCGUAGGAAGACAAACCCAGCUGGAGUCACCACAACCACGACUAAAAACAACUCCAGCAGCACGAAAAGUAACACAUCUUCGAGAUCGAAAAACAAUGGAGAUAGCAGGAGACGCGCAAAUAAUAACAAUACAAGCAAUCCUAAUCCUAUUGUUACGAACACUGUAGCUACUGACAUAACCAAUCAUCAGCAACAUCACCAAUCCCAUCACCACCAGCAGCACCAUCUGGGAACGCCAUCAAGUAAUAACGUGACUGAUCAGCAACAAUCACACGGUUUAGUUACGACAAUGCAAUCAACAAUGCAUCUAAGUUCGCCGAGUUUGGUUUUAAGUCAGUUGACUCCUUUAACACCGGCUCAAACAUGCGGCCCGGCGCUUCCACCAACCACAAUUAAAUCUGACUAUGGAUUAACGGCGCUAUAAAAACGAUAAAUAAACUACGAAUCUUUUAUAAUAUGACUCAUUCAGUGCAUCAAAUUAAAACUAUGAAUUUUCCUUCCAAGAGAAAAUUGUUACCAAACUAUAGGCGUGGGAAGACGAAUAUAGUUAAGUGCCAAAAAUACUACUAAUUACGCUACGUUUAUUGUAACUGUGAAGGUAAAGUUGUUUCCAUGCUUAAGCGUCAACCGAUGGGGACGUAGGAGGAAAUGGAGGCAAAGAUCCACGCAUUGCUAACUUCGGCAUUUGGUAGAGGUGAGUGGUCACAUCCAGGCUCCAGCAGCUUAUACAUUUUGGAUAAAACGUUUCGUGGGCCUCAGAACCAGUUUGUACGUGGUGGCAAUAUUAACAAUUCCGACUCCUGUUUGGAAUAAAUUUCUACAGAGCCCGUAGCAGUCAUUUUGAUAACUGAGCUAUCCCGUUGUUCUAUAAAUGUGAAAACCUGCCUCAUAUUCCAUAGCAUUGACUGUUUAUUUGAACGUAAUUCUGAUAGCAUGCCAUUAUCAAUCAUAUAUACCUGCCGAAAACCCGACAAGUUUCGAGCUAACGUUUGUUUGAACACUGAAGUUGAAACGAGGUCUUCAAAAUGUACAUACGUAAGUGAGUAACUUUUUAAAUUUUAGAUCCUGUUUUAAGUUCUUAUAGAGCUACAACAAAGGACUGCCACCUGCUGAUAGGCUCUGUGGCCUACGAAUGUGAAAUUAGUCGAAAAUGCAUUCGACACUGUGAAUAAUAUUGAAUAGAAUUUCAGGUUUCACGACGAUGAGUCCGAAGAUGGUUGUUUUCUGGGUUGUAUAGACAAUACGGCGCUACAACCUAGGAGAAAGCCAUCAUUAAAAAAUACUGCUUCAUUACAGCUAUCUAUAUGAUUCAAAAUAGCGACACGUGUCAAGUAAAUAAUUUUAUGUGUGGACUCGCGAAUUAUGACUUCAGCAUUAUUUACGUUUUUAAAAUAUGCUCUUCCAUUAUAUAAGUUUCUAUUGCGUGUACCAAAUUAAUUUUAUUUGUCAACAAAAUAUUCAGUUCUUAAUGAAAUGUGAUUUCUUCUGAUUGAGUAACGAAGUUUUGGUAAGGAAAUGGGCAUCGUUUAAAUUAAAGGUGCAAUUUUUAAAUUAAUUUUAAGCAGCUUUAAUACUGGUACUUAGCUGUGUCGAAUUUCCACAAUUUACUCUGAAUAACGCUUCUUACAUGCAUUAAAACUAAAUUACAGUUUGACGAAACAUGUUUUUCCUUUUCAUUAUAUGUACCUUAAUUCGAUAAACUGGAAGAUUUUUAUUUAUACUAAAACAAUUCAGGAUAUAACCUAAUUGUUAUUGAAAGCACUCCAUACGAUACCACUGUACAUACUUUAGUAAACUGUUAUCAUCAUGACUCAUCAGUUCAGUUCAAUCUAUUACGUUUUUAUGCAUCAUUAUUUGUCGUAACAGUUGAUAAAAUAAACAUGAAUCAAACAUGCUUUAGGGUUUUGUGUUUUAUUAACUGUACAACUACGGAAUUAAAACGACUAUAGUUUUUGAAAUAAAAUCGAAUUAAUCCCAAAAUUUAAACCAAAUUUUGCUCAAGAAUAAAAAAAAAGUACUACUAUUAUAUAAAAUAUAAUUCCACCUCUGUUAGCAGUUACAUACAUUAAAAAAUCCUCUAACACAAAAAAUAUAAUCACAAUAAAAUAUUUUAAUAUGAAUUGAUAUUAUAAGCACCAAUUUUCGAUUAGCCAACACCCUUCGCCUGAUUUAAUUGCGUCCGUAUUAAGCUGUGAAACAAGUGUGUCACAUAACCACUUGUAUAUAAUAAAAUUAUUAAAGUCUAUUUGAAAAAGCUUUAGAGUUUAGAAUGUUUAGACACAUAAAUCAAACAUUAAUAAUACUUAAAAGAAAGUUCCUUGUACCAACAUCCAUUCAUCAAUCACCCGUAUAUGCAUAGCUUAUAUUUAUACAUACACACAUAUAUGUGUCACCAUACAUAAACAAAAGUAUACAAACUUGCUGGUACCAAAAUUCAAAAGAAAUGGGAACUCUGGGAGAUAAAAUUCACAUAAAAGGAAAUAGCACUACCUAUUUAAUAACCUCGAGGACAUGAUACCAAUAAGAGUGUGAUAGAAUUAAAAUCAAAGAGCAAAAUAAAACGAAGUUUCUUGCAUUGACGUGUAAGAAAAUAUUCUGGACUAAGACAUAUAUAUGCAGUUCAUAUCUAGCUGUUCGUACUUUACUGUUAUAAGAUUUUAUUUUUAAUCAGAAUUACAAAUAGACCUUUUACUUUGUACAUGGAAUUAAAAAAUUAAAGUAAAAUACAACAAUUUUUGAAGCUUUAGGAUCUUUCACACCAAAAAUUAAACGCCAAACGCAUCUGAUGGAUAAAAUAUCAACUACAGUAUGUGUAAUUUUGCUAUUUGAGCUUGUCUAUAAACAUUAAAAAUAUAUAAAAACUGAAAUGGGAAAAUAAAAACUUUUCAAUGCCUGUUUUUGGCAAUGAUUUUAAAAAGUUAAGUGCAAUUAAAAAUUUUAAAAUGCCAAGAACGAUUAAAAAAGGACACUUUUAAAAUGAUAUAAAAAUGUAAACACUGAAAAAUGAAGCUCGAAAUAUUUCUUUUUGUUGUCUGUUAACUUUCUACUUGAAGGAACAAAUUUCAUGCACUGUGGGCACACAAAAUUUAAGUGCAGUUUUAGGUAAUUUGGUGGCGAAUUAUGCACGCUAAUUAGCAAUUUGCGUAUCAAAUAAGGAUAAAACAGCUUAAUCAGUUAUAGUAACAUAAUUACGACAUAAAAUAUGCUGAAAAUAAUAUACCGAGUGAUAAAAACAAGUGUCGGCAAUGUAAGUGAUGCAUAAAUUAUUGAGGAAUACUUUCGAGGAAAAACUAUAUGUAAUUUGUGAUAUUUCAGGGGAAAAAACGUUUUAUCGACGUUCGCACUUCAUCAGAGAUCUGCCUUCUUAAACACAAUUACUCUGUUGCACUGAACAAUUUAUCGUUGACCAUAUAUAGGAUUGCAAUCAAAAUGUGGUUAUUGUUACAUAUGGAAAAAUUACAUGCCAUGUAGAAUUUUGGUGCAUACACCUUAGUGUAAAUUAUAAAGUGAUAUAAAUGAAAAAGUCAAAAUUAAUCAAGGCUCCGUACUGUUUCGUGUAACACAAAUAAAAUAUAAUGGAUUAGUUGACACCGAAAUUGAUCUAAAAUUAAUUUCUUUUGUUUUUAUUGGUACUAAAGCGAUGUACGAAUUUUAGAUUUCUUUUAUUUGAGCUAUCGAUAGCUAUAGUUAAUUUAUAUAACAAACUGGGCAUGUCACAGUGGUAUCUAAUAAUGGAAUAAAUACGAAUAUAAAUAAUUCUGUACUCAUAUGUGUUGAAAUAACGACAACCAACAUAAUCAAAAUAACAUCCAAAAAUUUGUCAAUUAUUUCUAUCGUAAAACAUCGUUGUUUGUUGUUUUGUUGCUGAUUGAAAUCACUGACUGCUAAUUUAUCUUUUGCUUGUGUUUUCGCUUUUAAGUGGCGAAAUUUAACUGCAAGAAUUUGCAAAAUAGUCAUGAAUAAUGUGUAUCAUAAUUAAGUCAAAUAGUUUUGUGUUAUGUUUUCUUUUGUUCCAAAGUGUGUUUAUUAUUAUUAUUAAUUAUUAUUAAUACAUAAUGUCCAGUUUAUUUUGAUCAAACAGUGAUGUGCCACAUUAGUUUUGUAAGAAAUGAGAUGCAGCGUACUGAGAUUUGCGUUGCCCGAAGUGAUCGAUAAUGUGUAUCAAGAAAGGAAUAAGAAUUCAAAUUUUUGAAUUUAAAACCUGCUAAAUAUAAUUGGAUCGGUUCUAAUUAUGACAACUGACGAUAAAAUGUCCCUUUAAGAUCAUGCAUUUCCAUUUUUAAGUGACUGUCUUCAAAAUAAUGACAGAAUACAGAUACUAAUGCUUUGGUUUAUGAAAUGCAAUGAUAUUGUUUUUAAAAACUGAAUUAUUUAAAGUUGUUUAGUCAAAGAAACGGAAAAAAGAUUAGAGACACGUGCCCUGACACUAGGGUUUGUAAAUUCAAGAUAUUAUUGAGUUUUGAAUAAAAGAUAUAUUUGUCUUCGAAUUUAAGGAGAAAUUGGCGCAUUCAAAAUUUUACAUGAAAUAUUAAGCCAAUUUUCUAUUUUGUAAAUAACGAAUUGCAAAUUAAUUCAAAUAAUGGUAUUCAUAUUAGGACCGAAACCAUGAAGGCAAACAUUUUAUUGUUUGUAUAAUCAAGUUCAAAACCAAACUCAGGGUGAAUUUUAGUUUUAAAAGACAUGAAUAUUGAUGAACUACUGAUUAUAUUACGAUGUAAACAAAAUGAUUUGUCGUGUCUUAAGUUUAAGUCUACUGCAGACAGUUUGAAGGAAAGGAAGGUGAUGAAACAUGUGUGUGGAAUUUGCUCGUGGUAUGUUUAUUAUGAUAUACAGAGAGUGAGUGUGAAUAAAUGUCGCAUUAAUAUACAUAUGGCAGUAAAAUAAAGAAAUAAAUAACUGCUCA